Rhipicephalus microplus (southern cattle tick) is the source of this 1531-nucleotide messenger RNA. RefSeq lists its product as uncharacterized. The record is from RefSeq and is a predicted model, not a curated record. NCBI's taxonomy places the organism in Eukaryota, Metazoa, Arthropoda, Arachnida, Ixodida, Ixodidae.
ACACGGCUAUUGCUCUCUUGGCAUCUAGUCGGAAGAGAGAACCAGCAUGAACGCUCUGAAGGCUGUCGUGUUCCUCGGCCUAUUGGCCACCUCCUUCGCUGGCCAGGUCGGCUAUGGAUAUGGAGGUGUCGGAUAUGGAGGUCUCGGAUAUGGUCUCUCUUACGGCACUGGCGUCGGCCACCUGCUCGGUGGAGGUCUCGCCCUCGGCCAAGCCGUCGCCGCACCCGCCGCUGUGACCACCGCGGUCCACCACGCCCCAGCUGUCUCCUACGCAGCUGCCCCAGCCGUGGCCACCACCGUGCACCACGCUGCUCCAGCCGUGUCGUACGCCGCCGCUCCAGCUGUGUCUUACGCUGCUGCUCCAGCCGUGUCUUACGCCGCUGCUCCCGCCGUCGCCGUUGCCCGCCCAGCGGUCACCGUCGCCCGCCAGGCCUACACCGUUGCCGCUGCACCCGCUGUGAGCUACGCCCAGUAUUCCGCUCCCGCCGUAGCCACCACCGUGCACCACGCUGCUCCAGCCGUCACCUAUGCCGCCGCUCCGGCCGUCUCCUACGCCACUGUUGCCCGCCCAGCGGUCACCGUCGCCCGUCAGGCGUACACCGUUGCCGCCGCUCCGGCUGUGAGCUACGCUCAGUACGCCGCUCCCGCCGUGGCCACCACUGUGCACCACGCCGCCCCAGCCGUCACCUACGCUGCCGCUCCGGCCGUCGCCGUUGCCCGCCCAGCGGUCACCGUCGCCCGCCAGGCCUACACCGUUGCCGCUGCCCCAGCUGUGAGCUACGCCCAGUACUCCGCUCCCGCCGUGUCCACCACCGUACACCAUGCCGCCCCGGCCGUCUCCUACGCAGCCGCUCCUGCCGUCUCCUACGCCGCCGCUCCCGCCGUUUCGUACACUGCCGUCGCCCGCCCGACCGUUGCCGUCGCUCGCCCAGCCGUCAGCUACGCUUCCUACGCCGCUCCCGCCGUCACCUACGCCCGUCCCGCUGUGGCCGCCGUCCAAGCUGCCCCCGCUGUGACCACAGUCCACGCUGCCCCAGCUGUCACCGCCGUCCAUGCUGCUCCAGCCGUCGCCACCGUCCAUGCUGCUCCAGCCGUCGCCACCGUCCAAGCUGCUCCAGCUGUCAGCUAUGGCAGCACCUUUGGCCACGUUCUCGGAGGUGGUCUCGCUCUUGGACACGCUGUCGCUGCCCCGGCGGCCGUCUCCACCACCGUCCACCACUCCACCCCUGCUUUCGCUACAGCUCCAGUUGCCACCUACGGCGUUGGCUACGGUCAUGGUCUCGGCUACGGCCUCGGAUACCAUGGUCUCGGCUACGGUCUGAGCAGCGGCUAUGCCCUUGGCGGCUACAACUAUGGCCUCGGCGGCUACACCUACGCCCUCAACAAGAAGAAGUAAAUGAUGAGAGAGAGGAGUUAGACGACACCGCUAGGAAGGAUCACGUCAGGACCUGCUGGCAAGACCUGCACUUCAGAAUAUUUAUGUUGGUUCUCCGUGUUCCGAUAAUAAAAUCUUGUCAGAGUGAAAACAAUG